Messenger RNA from Pteronotus mesoamericanus, 540 nucleotides. It is a transcript of the gene GCG, whose product is annotated as glucagon. The record is from RefSeq and is a predicted model, not a curated record. The coding region runs from base 1 to 540 and encodes 179 amino acids. The transcript is spliced from 4 exons. Gene Ontology annotation, cellular component: extracellular region. Lineage: Eukaryota; Metazoa; Chordata; Mammalia; Chiroptera; Mormoopidae. Gene Ontology annotation, biological process: positive regulation of insulin secretion involved in cellular response to glucose stimulus; adenylate cyclase-modulating G protein-coupled receptor signaling pathway; negative regulation of apoptotic process. Gene Ontology annotation, molecular function: glucagon receptor binding; hormone activity.
AUGAAAAGCUUUUACUUUGUGGCCGGAUUAUUUGUAAUGCUGGUACAAGGCAGCUGGCAACGUUCCCUUCAGGACACAGAGGAGAAAUCGAGCUCAUUCCCAGCUCCUCAGAGAGACCCGCUCAGUGAUCCAGAUCAGAUGAAUGAAGACAAGCGCCAUUCCCAAGGCACAUUCACCAGUGACUACAGCAAGUACCUGGACUCCAGGCGUGCCCAAGAUUUCGUGCAGUGGUUGAUGAACACCAAAAGAAACAAGAAUAACAUUGCUAAACGUCACGAUGAAUUUGAGAGACAUGCUGAAGGGACUUUUACCAGUGAUGUAAGUUCUUAUUUGGAAGGCCAAGCUGCCAAGGAAUUCAUUGCUUGGUUGGUGAAAGGCCGAGGACGGAGAGAUUUCCCAGAAGAAGUCACCAUUGUUGAAGAACUCCGCCGCAGACAUGCUGAUGGCUCUUUCUCUGAUGAGAUGAACACAGUUCUUGAUAAUCUUGCCACCAGGGACUUCAUCAACUGGUUGCUUCAGACCAAAAUUACUGACAGGUGA